UCCGUCGUUCUUCCGCCGUCGCUGUCCGGUUGCCUAGUAACAGGGCGUUCUUCUCACUGUCGGCUCGUUGCGCUUCGCGUUACCGAUGGUGGCGUUUCACACAAGGUUCCUGCGGUGUCGGAUCCUUCUCCACCAGAUGGUUGUCCAUGGAGAAGGACAUCAUGACUGAGCGGAUACUAAACCUCACCCUGGAGAUCAUCUACCUGCUGACUGGAGAGGAUUACAUGGUGGUGAAGAAAUCUGCUGAGUGUGUGACAACCAGCCCUAAGCCUCAGGUGUCAGGUGGACGAAGCAAGAGCCAAAGCCCCAUCAUGGUGCCUUCACUUCAAUCACUGAUCCAUCCUGGAGAUAAUGAGCAGAAGAUCCUAGAGAUCAUCAACAAGAUCAUCCAGCUGCUGACCGGAGAGGUCCCUGUAAGGUGUCAGGACGUCACUGUCUACCUCUCCAUGGAGGAGUGGGAGUAUUUAGAAGGACACAAGGAUCAGUACAAGGACGUCCUGAUGGAGGACCACCAGCCCCUCACAGCACAGGAUGGAUCCGGUAAGAGGAGUACACCCCAGAGAUGCCCCAGUCCUCAGGAUGGAUCAAGCAUCAAUCAUCCUCAGAUGGACCACCUUAUCAUUGUCAAGGUGGAAGAGCUGGAGGAAGACGAGGAGCAUUAUAAGGCUGAUCUCCUGUGUACGGAGGAGGAAAUUCCUACAAAUCCCAGCACAGGAGAUGAAGGCUCCAGAGGCUCGGAGGGAAAUCUCCCUUCAGAUUCAGAUUGUGAAGCGGAACAUGAUAUCACACCAGAUCCUUAUGAAGACCCCCCUGUUUCUCCUAACUUCCCUUCAGCCCACCAGAGUGGAGAUCCAUCAUGUGAUCCCACUACACUCGCAGAACCCUCAUCGGAUCAGUCGCAGGUUCGUAAACCAUUCCCGUGGGCCGAGUAUAGGGAAUAUUGUAGAAACAGAUUAAAUGUGUUGACGCAGAAGACAAGUCCCCGAGAGGAGAGACAAUUCCCGUGUCCGGAAUGUGAGAAAUGUUUUUCAUACAAAUCAAAUCUUUACGACCAUCUCAAAAUUCACACCGGGGAGAGGCCGUAUUUAUGUUCAGAUUGCGGGAAAUGCUUCACCCGCAGAUCGGACCUUGUGAGACAUCACAGAACCCACACCGGGGAGAGGCCGUAUUCCUGCCCGGACUGCGGCAAAGAUUUUGCCAUGAAAUCGGUUCUUGUCGGACAUCGGAAAAUUCACACCGGGGAGAAACCCUUCUCCUGUCUGGAAUGUGGGAAAAGCUUCAACCGAAAAUUCAGCCUCGCCGUCCAUCAGAGGACUCACACCGGGGAGCGGCCAUUUUCAUGUACGGAAUGUGAGAAAUCGUAUACGAACAAGAAACAACUGGUCCUGCAUCAGAGGGCGCACACGAAGGCGAAGACGUUGUCUUGACCAGAACGCGGGGAAUGUUGUAGUCGUAAAUCUCUGGACACAGGAGCAAGAUCACUUUUGUGUUUUGCAAUUAUUUUUUUUUGUGAAACUGAAAAAUCCAAAAAUCUUACAGAUUGGGUGUUACCGAAAAAUUUGGUUUUCUCUCUUUUUUUUUUUUUUUUAAGGUGCCAUUUUUUUCAC
Bufo bufo (common toad) is the source of this 1607-nucleotide messenger RNA. RefSeq names its product oocyte zinc finger protein XlCOF7.1-like. Gene Ontology annotation, biological process: negative regulation of transcription by RNA polymerase II. The transcript is spliced from 7 exons. Gene Ontology annotation, molecular function: DNA-binding transcription repressor activity, RNA polymerase II-specific. Bases 147 to 1427 code for a protein of 426 amino acids. The record is from RefSeq and is a predicted model, not a curated record. NCBI's taxonomy places the organism in Eukaryota, Metazoa, Chordata, Amphibia, Anura, Bufonidae.